Haliotis rufescens (red abalone) is the source of this 7969-nucleotide messenger RNA. RefSeq names its product zinc finger protein 474-like. NCBI's taxonomy places the organism in Eukaryota, Metazoa, Mollusca, Gastropoda, Lepetellida, Haliotidae. The record is from RefSeq and is a predicted model, not a curated record. The coding region runs from base 396 to 2114 and encodes 572 amino acids. The transcript has 5 exons.
GCGCCUUGUCACGUGAUUUUAUAGAACCAACAUGGCGGCCGACGUAACCAGGGAAGAUGUUUACAUGGGAUACAAAUAUUUUGACGGUUUUACUGUCAAUAGAUACCGUUAGCAAUAUGUGGGCAUAACAUAAUCUGUGACAUCGAUUUACUGCUUAGGUGAGAGGCGUUAACGGCUUGUGUGAUACAUAUCUGAGAGGAUACAAAAUACUAGGCCUUGUAGAUCCCAUAUCACACGGAGUUCAAAUUGGUGGCAAGUCUCCGGAGUUGCCAGGACGUGAGCGGUUCACGAUGGGCGUUCGGCGUAGAUGACAUUUUGGGGAUUAUGGUUUGGAGGCUGCAUGGAGGGAUUUAAACAGUACAUGUGUAGACAGAUAGCUGUAGAGACAACACUUUAUGAUGGCAAAGAGACCGACCACAGUCGUGUGCUAUAUCUGUGGCCGAGAGUUUGGGUCUAAAUCUGUUUCUAUUCAUGAACCACAGUGCUUAAAGAAGUGGCACAAUGAGAAUAACAAUUUACCCAAACACAUGAGAAGGAAACCUCCUCAGAAACCAGAGAUCUUUCCUACUAUAGGUGGCAGUGGAAAAUAUGAUGCAGAGCGUUUCAAUGAAAUGGCAUGGCAGAGUGCACAGUCAAAUCUAGCUGAGUGUGAGAAUUGUGGGAGAACAUUUAAUCCAGACAGACUUCCAGUCCACCAGAGGAGCUGUAAACCUGGUAAACCAAUGAUGCCACUGAAGAAGAAGGGAGGAGAAGGAACAGGGGGAAAUGACCAAGGGUCAAGGCCAGGAACCGCUACCCUGUCAAGUCCAAAUGUCAUCAAUAUGAACAGCUCCGUAGAUCUUGAAGGGAGCCAGCGCCCGAAAACCCCUGCCUCUAGGUUAACAAGCAGAUCACAGUUGGGCUCUCAACCAAAUGUUGGAAACCGACAAACCACUUUUACUUCUGACAAGAAGAAACCACAGGCAGCCAACCCUCCUGCUUCCAAAGGACCCAGGUUUGUUUUGUGUUAUAUAUGUGGCCGUCAGUUUGGAACAUCCUCAGUGGGAAUUCAUGAACCAAAAUGUUUGGAAAAAUGGAAAAUUGAAAAUGACAAACUUCCAAGGGAACAACGUCGCCCAGAGCCAAAGAAACCGGAAAUACUUAAAGCGGGAGGUAAAAUGGAUGCUGAGGCAAUGAAUGAGGCUGCCUGGAAGAGUGCCCAGUCUAACCUGGUUCCCUGCCCCAACUGUGCAAGGACAUUCAAUCCAGACAGGCUUCAAGUUCAUCUCCGAGCCUGCAAACCUAAGGAUGGAGGUCCGAACGUGUCGUCCCAUACUCUGAAUGGGCCGAGUGGUUCCCCGUCUGAAGGUGGGCCCCAAGCCAGUAAGAGUGGAUUCAGUGGCAAGCCCCCAGCUCAGAGGGGCCCUCGGACAGUUGUCUGCUAUAUCUGUGGAAGGGAAUUUGGAUCCAAGUCUCUUCCCAUACAUGAACCUCAGUGCCUUGAAAAAUGGAAAAUCGAAAACCAAAAACUGCCCAAAGAAUUGCGGCGACCACUCCCCAAGAAACCACAAGCAGUUGGAGGUGGCGGACUCACUAGGGAUCAGAUGAAUGAAGCUGCAUGGGAGGCUUCCAAGGCUCAGCUGAUUCCGUGUCCGAACUGCGGCCGAACAUUCGCUCCGGACCGACUGUCUGUCCACCAGAGGGCGUGCCGACCAAAGACCGCAACCAUUAGGAAGGGAGGCGGGCCAGGCAUGAAAAGGUCAAAUGCUGCUAAUGAGCCUCCUCCCAUCUCCAAGCCAGCUGUGAUACAGAAACCUCGCACAGUUGUGUGUUACAUUUGUGGCCGGGAAUUCGGAACCAAGUCAAUAUCCAUCCAUGAACCUCAGUGCAUCAAGAAAUGGCACAUUGAGAAUGACAAACUGCCACGGAACAUGAGACGCCCUGAGCCUAAGAAACCGGAAGUUAGAAGUAUUGGAGGAAAGGGCGCCUAUGACAUUGAAGCCAUGAAUCAGGCAGCAUGGGAGAGCGCGCAGGCUGCCCUUGUUCCGUGUGACAACUGUGGGCGCACGUUCAACCCUGACAGACUCUUUGUCCAUCAACGGAGUUGCCGUCCCAAGCCUGCCAAACAAGGGUAGAAUCUCAGUGUGUGUGUGACUGAAAGUUACCCAACAUCUGCUUAUCUGAUACCUUUGAGUGUACAGUGGGAUCAUUCUUAUUUAAAAAGAUUGAUUGCCAGACAAUGUCACAUUAGCAUGAUUAGAGAAGAUGGUAAAUACAACAGAGAUCCAUAUCAGUUUCAACAUUUGAUCUUAAUCUUUUAGUGCAAAACUGGGUGAUUUAUAAUAUCUGAGCAUAUGUGCACAACUGUCAUCUAAAUUUAAAAUGAAAUGAAAAUGUGUUUUGAAAGAUAAGUCUUAGAGUUUUGAAAGUUAAAUCAAAGGAAUUAUAACUUUCCAAUAUUUUUUUGUUAACAGACUUGCCAGAAAAUAAACAAGGUCUUUUCCUAAUUUCAAUUUCCUUCCACUUCUAUAAAUUAUUGGUCCAGCAGAUCAGUAGACCUAGUUAUCAAGAAACACUGAGCUGGCAAGUCCUAGCUGGGAGUUCUUUCUGCCUGGUCUGUCUGAACACAACACAAUACAUUCCUGCGCUGGACACCAUCUUUCUUUUUGACACUUUGCUUAUUUUUGUAUUAUUGUUUUUAUUUGCGUUUUGAGUUUGAUAUUCAGGAAGGAAGGUGGCAUUAUAUGAAAAAACUCCACACAAUAUAAAUAAUGUUAUCAUGAGUGCUGUAUGUAUAUAGUUAUAGAAGUUUGUCUCAAGAUGAUGCAACAUUUAAUGUGUUUUUGUACACCAUAAUCCUGACACCUGUGAUACAUAAUAAAUGUUGGGGACAUGUUGCUGAAUAUGGAAAUACCGUAUUACAUGUAGUUGACUGUAUCCAUUGUAGUUAUUGGACAGUGUUUGUCACUGGGUGUUACAAACCAGUGUGUUUACUAGUUGUAAUAGUUUUAUUUAGUUUUGUAUUUUCUGUUUUUUGUAUUUACUUUACAAUAUGGAUCUCUUAGUUACCAGUUACCAUAUAUCUUGUUUGAAUUGUGGAUCUGCCAGUUCUAUGAAACAAUAUAUAGAGGUCAAUUUUUAUAUGAAUAUAUGAAGUCAGUCACUGGAUUGUCUGUUCCAGACUCGAUUAUUUACAGACCACCAUCAUGUAGUUGGAAACUUGUUAGGUGCGGUGUUAAACAACAAACAAACAAACAAACAAACAAAACAAACAUUCUAUUAUCAACCAAUCAGGAAACCGUAGACUGUUGAUGUGCGUGGCCUAAUUUAUUUUGGGUUUAUUAUUUGGUCCCUCUGGAUUUUCACUAGUCUCGGACUAACAGACCAGUGACCAUGUCUCACCUUGCUUUCCUGAUGUGAAGAUAAAAUGAUCACUUGCUUGGACAAAGUAUCCCAUUUUCUUUUAUAAUUAUAAAACACAAAACACAAAAAUGUAAAUUUGAAACCUUGGAAUCAUUACAGAAAUAUUGACAUACAGAAAAUCUUGAAUACCAUCAUCUUGAUAUAUCUAUCAUCUUAGAUGCUACUUUCUUGUCCCCUUAAUGCCUUAUACUCAUGGUAGUUCGCUCGUCUAGAACUACUGAUACCUCGAUAGGUUUGUUUUAUUCCCUAGGAGUUAAUGAGGUCACAGUGUAUCUGUAAAUACAAUGUGUUUUGUAUAUGUAUAUAUGGAUAAUAGCUUUGAAAAUAUUUAUUGACAUAUAACAGUGAUUUGGGGACAGGUAUAAACUUACAAGGUAGAUGGUAUCUGUGGUCAUGAUGGUUGACUGCUCUGUAACAAUUAGCAAUUAGAAGAGUGAGUGAAAGGGCAUUUGUUGAUGGCUUGCUUAGUUGUAAUGCAGAAUGUUUUCUCUGAAUACUUUUGAAUUAAAUAACGGCAAUAGGAGUUUAACAUUUACAGUGUUUAAGCAUACAUUUCAGUCUAAUUUCCAAAUAAUUACAUAAAUAUGGAAAAUUGUUUAAAAACUUAAUAAUGUUUUUAUGAAAUAUAAGCUUUUGUUCAAUUUUAUUAAACUGAUUAUCAAUAAUAGCACCUAUCUGCUAGAGAGAUCUGUCAUAGUGGCAGUGAAGAUUUUGUAGAUAUUGUGUGAAAUAGCUUUUCUGUAUUUGUGAAGCAGUUAUAGAUCAAAUAUGCAAAUGAUAUUAAUUGUACGAUAUGUUUUAUCUGCUUCUGGAGACAAUACGAAAUGUACACUCGUGUGAUGAUGUUCUUAAUUCUUUAUAUGCAAUGAUGAAUGUAUUAUCACAUACGGCUGAAAUGUAUUCUUGUUUCUCAGGACACAUCAGUUGAACACAUUACUUAUACUUCGUGACAACACCUCAGUGAAAACCUAACCCUUGUAUUACAUUAUUUCAACUGUAAACAAGAAGCCUGGGAUAUGUUCAGUGGUGAAUACAGGUUUUGGAAUAUGUUUUGUAACGAUGUCCAUGUCUGUGUUGAGAUUUGUUAUGAGUGUACACUUGUGUCCGCCCUGUGAUGUCAACACAGAGUGCCUCAGAGUGCCUUAUAGAGUGCAAUCACACGUAUCUCUUUACUUACAAUAUGGGGACCAGUCAUACAUGUGCGCAACUUUGUCAUCUAGUAGCACUGUUUGACAGAACCUGCAGUUGCCAUUGGUUACCAUUGCAUUCCCUCAUCUCUACUGUGUCCUUGUAACUCGUAGCAGGGAGAGCAUUGUUACUGCUGCUGUCUCAGAUGAAACCCUGUGAAAUGCCCUGUUGUAAGAUUCAUAAUAUAGGAUUUAUUUGAAAUUAUAUGUAUGUAUUUGCAUUCGACUCCUUGUUUAAGAAAUAAAGUUUGCUCUACCCCAUAGUGUAAUAAGGUAUAGUUCUGCCCUGAACUAUUAUAGAUAAAGCUCAAGGACGCUUGCAUCUGAAGGGUUUGACGUUAUAUACGUUAAAUCAGGGGGAGGAUACUCUAGAUCAUGGGGGAGGUAAUUUGAACAGCGCCAUGACGUCAGUCCAUUAUGACGUAACUCAAAAAGUGUACUUUAUCGCAGGAAAAAGUACAGUCGUCAGAGGGAGAGAGGGAGCGGGGUGUCUGAUGUUUUUAAUGUGUUUAUUCUGGUGUUAGCAAUAUUCCUGCAUUAUGACUACCAUGUCACAUCCAAGGGAAUCAAACCCAGGUUUAAAGGGUGAUGAGUGAACACUUGCCCUGCUGUGCCACCUCCGUGUGACGAGGUUCUGUGGUCAGUUCUAGAUGACAAGGUUUCAGUGCAUGUACGGCAAGUCAGCAUGGACAUAUGUAUGUAGCUUCCAUGAUGUGUUUGAGAGUAUUUCUCAGGCUUUAUCUGUCUCAUCUAUGUGACUAGUUUGUGUAACCAGUGUGGCCAUUGUGCAUAAUGCAGCGUUCCCUGUGAUAAUGUUGAACUGUUAUGUUAGAAAUACACAGUCUAUUUAUUGUUUUUAUAAACAGUUCCAUCAUUGUCAUAUAUGAUUGUUACAAUAUCCGUCCGGUAGAGAAUAUCUAUUCAAUACGUAUAUAUUAUAUAUAUGCUAAAAUAAUAUGUACAGGUUUUACAUUUUUAUUCCCAUCACAGAAUUAUCAAUUUUUUCUCAUGCUCACUCUUAAUCGGCCUUUCCUCUGUGUGGCUUACUGACUCUGAGGGGACGUUACUGUGUGUUGUGAGUCAUGUCGGGAUAUGGAGUUAGUGUGUUUAUAAGCAAUUCUUGAACAUUUGAUAAUUUGAGAGUGAUAAGGCCGUCCAAUCAACUUUAUGAACUAUUUGCAACCUGUAAACUGUGAUGGUCAUAGCUUAUGUGUAUCAUUUCCUGCCUCUGAAUCUGAAUGUAUGUUUGUUUUUGGUCUAUCAUGUUCACGUAAACCACAUUGUCUGGUGAUCCGACUGAGUGCACACUACCUCCGCCGCCCGCAGAUUCAUGCUGUCGGUGCAGCCAAGUAGAAAAAGGCAGCAAGAAGUACAGAAAAAAAAUUAUAUGAAAUCUUAUUAUUUUAAGAAACAUUGCAAAUUACAGAAUUGUAUGUUACCCUGCAGGCAGUUAUUUAUCCCACAACUUAGUAAACAAAAACCCACAGCCUGUGUGUCUCUCCCUGUGGUGUUAUUGCAUUGUUCUAGAUAUUGAAUCCUUCACUGUAGACAGUUAAUACCCCAACCACCUGGUAAACAAUAACCCACAGCCUGUGUCUCUCCCUGUGGUGUUAUUGCAUUGUUCUAGAUAUUGAAUCCUUCACUGUAGACAGUUAAUACCCCAACCACCUGGUAAAUAAUAACCCACAGCCUGUGUCUCUCCCUGUGGUGUUAUUGCAUUGUUCUAGAUAUUGAAUCCUUCACUGUAGACAGUUAAUACCCCAACCACCUGGUAAACAAUAACCCACAGCCUGUGUGUCUCUCCCUGUGGUGUUUUUGCAUUGUUCUAGAUAUUGAAUCCUUCACUGUAGGCAGUUCAUACCCCAACCACCUAGUAAACAAAAACCCACAGCCUGUGUGUCUCUCCCUGUGGUGUUAUUGCAUUGUUCUAGAUAUUGAAUCCUUCACUGUAGACAGUUAAUACCCCAACCACCUGGUAAACAAUAACCCACAGCCUGUGUGUCGCUCCCUGUGGUGUUAUUGCAUUGUUCUAGAUAUUGAAUCCUUCACUGUAGACAGUUAAUACCCCAACCACCUGGUAAACAAUAACCCACAGCCUGUGUGUCUCUCCCUGUGGUGUUUUUGCAUUGUUCUAGAUAUUGAAUCCUUCACUGUAGACAGUUAAUACCCUAACCACCUAGUAAACAAAAACCCACAGCCUGUGUGUCUCUCCCUGUGGUGUUAUUGCAUUGUUCUAGAUAUUGAAUCCUUCACUGUAGACAGUUAAUACCCCAACCACCUGGUUAACAAUAACCCACAGCCUGUGUGUCGCUCCCUGUGGUGUUUUUGCAUUGUUCUAGAUAUUGAAUCCUUCACUGUAGACAGUUAAUACCCCAACCACCUAGUAAACAAUAACCCACAGCCUGUGUGUCUCUCCCUGUGGUGUUAUUGCAUUGUUCUAGAUAUUGAAUCCUUCACCGUAGGCAGUUAUUGAUCCAACCAUCUAGUGAAUAGUAACCCACAGCCUAUUUAAGUGUGUCUGUCCCUGUAGUAUUAUUGCAUUGUUCUAGGUAUGGAAUCCUCCACAUGCAUCCUACCUUCUUAUAGUGAAGGUGGCCAGGUGGUCUGAUGAACAGUGCAGAGCUGGGCCCAAACCCAGGAUCCGAUGGUCCUGAGUUUGAAUAUCAGAUUUGCUAACAUAGUGACUCUUGGUCUGUCUGUGCCACACACGUUUACUUUGGACUUUUUCCCAUGUUAACCUACCAGUAACACAAUGCGAACUAUUUUUUAGAUCAACUCACUCACUCACCUGCCUGCCUUUAUUAAGACCUAAUGACAUGUGUCAUAUCUGGGUUCACUAACAGGUGCCGUUCAUGCGUCUUAGAAUGAAAUAUGUAAAUGGUCACCUAAUUGUUGAUAUUGUAAUAAUAAUAAUAAUAAUAAUAAUAAUAAUAAUAAUAAUAAUAAUUCAGGAAGAAAGGUAGUCCCUUAGAAUCAUGAUAGUAAUAUUUGGUUUGUGGAUUUACCUGGGAGUUAAAUAUUUCUUGAUUUAAAUUAAUACAAACAUAUGUUUCCAUGUCAAAGAAAUAUCAGAACAAUAUAUAUGCUUUGACUUUAUGUAUGUGGUUAUCAUUGAUUUUUAUUGGCAUGUACAUGUUUAUUUAUUGCUUGUUAAUAUUCAAAAUGUUAUUUACACAGAUAUGUCUUUCAAUAGUCUGGCUUUCUACUUGUUGAGCUGAGUGUGAUGGCAGUAUAGAAAUAUGCUUGUAUCUUGCAUCAGCAUGUAGGGCAUGUAGUCACCACAUAUUUAUUAUAUAGUCUUUGAAUGCCUAACAUGGGAAUACAAGGGGAUCACACUUAGCGUUGUUGAAUCACAGAUUAAUAAACAGUAAAAGUAUGAA